AAAAUUCUAGCUAAAGUUGAAAAAUUGAAGAGCGAAAUGAUCCAUAAACAUAGUUAACUGCGCAACGUAACGAAGAAAUAACUUAGCAGAAGGAUUCUAAUGGCGGGCCACUUCCCGCCGGCAGCCGAACUGACUACCAGUGGCCGUCCGGUGCUGCUCCCAAACGAAAUUGAAUGCUCAAUCCUCUCUUCCGUCGACCUCGAGUGCGAUGAAAUUCCGACUUUCCCUCUCCUAAAGUCUGGCAUUAUCAUCCUUACCACUCAUCGUAUUGUCUGGAUUUCUGACUCGACCAAUUCCUCCAAUUCCGCUGUCGCGGUGCCUCUCGCCGCUGUUAACCAUAUCUUUUCGUCGAAGAAGGGCAUCAAAUCGAUGUUCUCCUCGCCCAGGGUCCGUUUCCAGGUAUCGUUUCCCUCUGGCGGGGUUUCGAGAUUGGCUGUGAUCACGAUUGUAAUUAGGGGAAAGGGGGAUCACGAGGUCUUUGUAAGCAAGUUUUGGGAGAACUGGCGAGCCAGGGCGUGGGAGAAUGAUGAUAAUAGUAAACAUUCCAGCAGCAGUUCUGCGUCGGGGCCGAAUUCUACUGGGUCUGGUGGAUUCUAUUCGAGUGAAGGAACGGUGAGGAUGGUUGGAGUGGCGGGAAUUUUGAGGAAGGAGCAAGAGAUGUGGGAGAAUACUGAUAAGAGUUUACAAGACGCUUUCCAGGAUCUAAAUGCUUUAAUGAGUAAAGCUAAAGAAAUGGUAAUGCUAGCAGAAAAGAUGAGACAAAAACUUCUAUCCAGUACAAAUUCACAUAGUGGUGCUACAAACGAUGAUGAAGUAGCUUCAAAAGAAGAAAUACAAGAUUGGUUGUUGAGUGUUGGUAUCAUUUCCCCUGUGACGAAAGAGUCGGCUGGUGCUCUUUAUCAUCAGCAGUUGUCUCGUCAGCUGGCAGAUUUUGUUCGAACUCCACUUGAUAUAGCCGGUGGAAUGAUCAGUCUUAUAGAUAUAUACUGUCUAUUCAAUCGUGCUCGAGGAACAGAAUUGAUCUCACCAGAUGAUUUGUUGCAAGCAUGUUUGCUUUGGGAGAAGAUUGACGUUCCAGUAAUGCUCCGGAAAUUUGACAGUGGAGUCAUGGUAAUCCAGAGUAAAUCCUACAGUGAUGAUGAGGUUCUUGCUAGAAUAAGAACUCUCGUAACAAAGCCCGAUGCUCUCCAAUUCGGUGUUAGCGCCAGUGAUGCUGCAAGGACUCUUGGGAUUGCUCCAGCUAUGGCCAAGGAGCAUCUUUUAACAGCAGAGAGUAGAGGUUUACUGUGCAGAGAUGUCAGCCCUGAAGGGUUCCGGUUUUAUAUUAACCUAUUCCCUGAGAUCAACUCAGAAGAUUUAUAUUUGGUUAAAGAUUAUACAGUCUAUGCCUCAUGGAUCAAGGCCAUCAUUGCUAAUAGGCCGAGAUAAGGAUACAUAAGAUGACAAAUUCUACCAUGAAAGAUUUGGAUGGGCGCUAAAUUGGGCGAAGGAUUUCCUAUACCCACACGUCUGUAAUGCCUGCUGCUUCUGUCUAUUCAAGUAGCAAUUGCAUGGAAGGGAACGUGCAAUUAUUUCUUUCGACUUUCAAUAUCUGCCCGAGUAAAACGGCAGGUGGUAUUCGGGAAUUUGAGGCAUUGUUCCAUUUGGAUUACUUUUUCCAUGGUAAUGUAAUCACAUUGAUCAUUCAGAAGAGAUCUUGGUAAAUCACCAUGAAGUCUUGUUCUAUAGGAAGGAAAAUAAACAAUUAUGUAUUUUUAUUGCUGCCCAUGUACUGUAUAAAACGUUUUGCCCUUGUUACUGGAAGGCUAUGCUCAAGAGUAAUGUUUAAAUUAAGACCAUGUUUACCGAUCUGUGAUAAAAA
Messenger RNA from Benincasa hispida (wax gourd), 1861 nucleotides. Its product is annotated as EAP30/Vps36 family protein. Gene Ontology annotation, cellular component: late endosome membrane; ESCRT II complex. Gene Ontology annotation, molecular function: phosphatidylinositol-3-phosphate binding; ubiquitin binding. Lineage: Eukaryota; Viridiplantae; Streptophyta; Magnoliopsida; Cucurbitales; Cucurbitaceae. Gene Ontology annotation, biological process: protein transport to vacuole involved in ubiquitin-dependent protein catabolic process via the multivesicular body sorting pathway. The record is from RefSeq and is a predicted model, not a curated record.